Rotaria socialis is the source of this 831-nucleotide messenger RNA. The record is from the annotation of a GenBank genome assembly. Lineage: Eukaryota; Metazoa; Rotifera; Eurotatoria; Philodinida; Philodinidae.
AUGAAAAUAUUUUUUAUAUUUGUCUUCAUUAUAAUUCUUUAUCAAUGCAUUCAUUUAACGAGAUCAGCAGAAUUGAAAGAAAAAUCAGUAAAACUCUCAUAUUUAGAAUUAGUUAAAGAGCGACGAUCGAUAAAUGAAAAAAAACUUGCUCCAUUUAAUGAUAUAGUUGGUAUGGCUUCAUCAAAUGUAAUUGCUUAUUCGAAUGGUAAUGAUACGUAUUAUUCAAAUGAAGAUAAUUAUCUUUAUGGAAUAUAUAUGGGAUUAAAAUGGCAAUGUGUUGAAUAUGCACGUCGAUGGACUUUCUUACGUAAAAGUUCAACAUUUGAAAGUAUUCCAGGAGCUAAUGAUAUGUGGAAUCAAUUGAAAUAUGUUGAAAGAAUUAUUGAUGCAGAAAAAUUUCCAUUAAAAAAACAUUCAAAUGGUUGUCCAAAUCGUCCAAUAAAUGAAUCCUAUUUAAUUUAUCCAAUUCAAAAAGAUAUGCCUUAUGGACAUGUUGCUGUUAUUGUUGAUGUUUUACCUAAUUCUAUUAGAAUUGCUGAACAAAAUUUUAAUUUUAAUUAUUGGUCAUACAAUUAUUCUCGAGAGAUUCCAGUUACUUUUAAAAAUGAUCUUUAUUUUAUUCAAGAUCAAUAUGAAGUUUAUGGAUGGAUCGAAAUUGAUGAUAAUCAGCAAUUAAUGCCAUUCGAUCCAUUAACUGUAGAUAAAAUUCAAAUGAAAUUAAAUGAAAAUUUAGAUUUGAAUUCUUCUGCACAAAAAUCUAUUUCUAUUAAUUAUUUAUUUCUCUUUUACUUUUUUCUUGUUCAUAUGAGGCUUAUUGAAUAUUUAUUUUGA